CUAGUUUACGUUCAUUUCUUCAGCCAUAAGCGCGCGCUCUCAUUGGUGGAGAGGUACUUAGGCGACAGUGUCCCUGAACUAUCCCAAAAGUAUCGCCCCCAAGUGUCUCUCAGGGACGAGUUCAAACACAGAUAGGCUGGCUGUGAGGCAAGGCGGACUUUUUAAGAGAUCAUGAUUGAUCCCCCGGCGUUCAUCCCUCGCCCGAGAUGCUUCCUCUUUCUUUUCCAACCCACUUACUAUUGCCGCUUGGAACUAUAUCUGUCUCACCUCAAGGGGGCGCCAAUUCGAGUGAGGUGCAAGUCCGUCUUGAGGCUCCGGGAAUCCCGCAGGUGGAUGGCAGUAUUCCCAUUGUAGCCCCAUUCCCUGUCAAUAGUACUAUCGGCGCCAGGACUGAGACGAACACAUCAGGAGGUGCUUAUCGUACCUCUGGCGUUCAGAACAAUGGUACCCCAAUACAAGAGACUCAGGCUGGUCCAGAGAUCAAUGUCCAAACGCCACCUUGUGCUCAGCCGGACAUUCUCGCUAGAUUUUUCAAAGCAUAUUAAGCAGGCUGGAUGAAAUGUCGGACGUCCUGAAGGAUUCUACCAUUGCUGUGAAAGGAGGCAAGGACGUCCGUUCGAGAUUCUGGGCUACUCACAUGAGAGUAGCUGAAGAAAGUGAGGGAGAGUUUCUGGAACGACACAAUAGCGAUAUGGACAUCGUCUUGUUCUUUGUAUGGUUUCAUGUUGUGAAAACCUUUCUUGUCCUAAAA
Messenger RNA from Suillus paluster, 751 nucleotides. RefSeq lists its product as uncharacterized. The transcript has 5 exons. The record is from RefSeq and is a predicted model, not a curated record. Bases 207 to 545 code for a protein of 112 amino acids. NCBI's taxonomy places the organism in Eukaryota, Fungi, Basidiomycota, Agaricomycetes, Boletales, Suillaceae.